AGUUUAAAAUCUCUCCUCCUUCCUUCACUCCAGACACUGCCGGCUCGCCGGGCCGCCGCGCCGCUCCCCAUCGCCUUCCAGAGCGCUGGGAAAGAGCAGAGGCGGGUGCCACGUCCCAGCAGCCGCCUGGACUGGAGAAGGGUCUGCAGCCCAACCUUGCUGGGGACUACGAUACCCGCGCUCCACCGCCUCCCUGGAGGAAGAUUUCUCCCUCCCUCACGUGAUUUCAGUCCAGUUUUCCUUUUCUCUGAGCGACGUCCUCCCGGAGUGGGGGCCAUCGGAGAAAGGGAGAGAUGCGCUUCGCCUGGACCGCGCUCCUGCUGGGGCCGCUGCAGCUCUGCACUGUCCUGCGCUGCACCCCGCCGGCCGCCGGCCAGCAGCAGCCCCCUCGCGAUCCCCCGGCGGCUCCAGGCGCCUGGAGCCAGAAGAUCCAAUGGGAGAACAACGGGCAGGUGUUCAGCCUGCUGAGUCUGGGCUCGCAGUACCAGCCGCAGCGCCGACGGGACCCGAGCGCCACCGCCCAGGGCGCCGCCAACGCUGCUGCCCAGCAGCCGCGCACGCCGAUCCUGCUGCUCCGCAACAACCGCACGGCGGCGACUCGGGCGCGGACCGCUGCCCCGUCCGGAGCCACCGGCGGCCGCCCCAGGCCCGCCGCCCGCCACUGGUUCCAGGCUGGCUACUCGUCGUCCGGGACCGGCGACGCUGGCCCCGCGCGCGCGAGUAACCGGACCACGUCCGCAGAGCGCCCGGCACUCAGUAACUUGAGGCCGCCUAGCCGAGUGGACGGCAUGGUGGGAGACGAUCCAUACAACCCUUACAAGUACUCCGACGACAACCCCUAUUACAACUACUACGACACGUAUGAAAGGCCCCGGCCUGGGAGCAGGUACCGACCCGGCUAUGGCACCGGCUACUUCCAGUACGGUCUACCGGACCUGGUGCCAGAUCCCUACUACAUCCAGGCGUCCACUUACGUGCAAAAGAUGUCCAUGUACAACCUGAGAUGCGCUGCGGAGGAAAACUGCUUGGCCAGCUCAGCAUAUAGAGCAGAUGUCAGAGAUUAUGAUCACAGGGUGCUGCUAAGAUUUCCCCAAAGAGUGAAAAAUCAAGGGACAUCAGAUUUCUUACCAAGCCGACCAAGAUAUUCCUGGGAAUGGCACAGUUGUCAUCAACAUUACCACAGCAUGGAUGAAUUCAGCCACUAUGACCUGCUCGAUGCCAACACCCAGAGGAGAGUGGCUGAAGGCCACAAAGCAAGUUUCUGUCUGGAGGACACAUCCUGUGACUAUGGCUACCACAGGCGGUUUGCAUGUACUGCACACACACAGGGGUUGAGUCCUGGCUGUUAUGAUACUUACAAUGCAGACAUAGACUGCCAGUGGAUUGACAUCACAGAUGUAGCACCUGGAAACUACAUCCUAAAGGUCAGUGUGAACCCCAGCUACUUGGUGCCUGAGUCCGACUAUUCCAACAAUGUCGUGCGCUGUGACAUUCGCUACACAGGACAUCAUGCGUAUGCCUCAGGUUGCACAAUUUCACCGUAUUAAAAAGCAAGCCAAGACUCCCAAUGGAUAAAUCAGUGCCUGGUGUUCUGAAGUGGGAAAAAUAGAUUAACUUCAGUAGGAUUUAUGUACUUUGAAAAAGAGAACAGAAAACAACAAAGGAAUUUUUGUUUGGACUUUUUUAUAACUAAGCACAUAACUGGAUUUUGAACAUUUAAAUUGGCAUUGUUUGGAAAAAUUUUAAUAUUAUUCACAUUAUUUUGUGAAUUAACAUGUUUCAAUUCUGUAGUUGCACCCUUGGCUCUUUCAAAGAAAUCCAAAUUUCUUAUGCUCUUUUUGUAUUUACAAUACAGAAGGGAAAGUAAUAUUGCAAUGAAUGAGCCAAAAUUACUUUGAACUGGGAAUUUUCUAAAGUGCUGUAACUUCAGUGAACUACGGUAAUCAUUGGCUUAUAUAUGUCCUGGCUCCUACUGUUUAAAUAGGUAUGGACACAUUUGGUGCUGAGGAAGGAACAAAUGCAUUACCAUGGGUCUCAAAAAAUAUUACUAUAUAGCAGAGAAAUGGCAGUAUAUGUAUUCAGAUAGCUACAUCCCUAUAUAAAAUUUAUGUUUACAUUUUUAAAUUAGUAGAUAAACUCCUUUCUUUCUGUCAAGUGUACAAUUUCACUCUGACAUAAGUCAGUUUUUAUUUUGGAACAAAUUGAGUAAUUGAGCUGCCCAACUCUCCCUGACAUUUGUUGAUGCUCCCUCUACUCUUUAAUUUUCCUAUGGGCAGAGACCUUUUAAGUGGCAUCUUAAAAUUACCCUUCUGGGGACUGGUAUACAUAGGACAACUGUGUCAAUGGGAAGUUAUUCUGAUGACAAAUAUGAUACAUCCAAAGAUAAUGCACAAUUAAGUAUAUUGAAGUACUGGCCAAAAAUUUUUUCUUACGGACAUAAAAUAAAAAUCAUAAUGAACAAGUCCCUCAAACCACAACUGUCUCUCAAAUAAUUUUUAAAAAGUAAUGAAAAUCAAUUUAGAAUUUUCAAAUUUUCUACAUUUAAAAAAAUAAGUUCAGCUUUAAAAAGAGGAAUGCUAGAAAGUUUUAAGUUAUCCAUAAUAGAUGACAUAAUAUGUGUGGAUACAGGAACCGUGUCAUCCAGGAAUCAGUCAUGUGUGUGUGUGUGUGUGUGUGUGUGUGUGUGUGUAUGUGUGUGUGUGUUUGUAUGUGUGUGUGUGUGUGUGUGUCUGAAAUAUAAUCCAGAUUAGCAAAGCACACAGCAUUACAUACUUGAGGGGUUGGUGAAUAAGGGUAAAAAAAAUACUUUCGUCAAAACCAAAGGCUGUGCUACAUAAUGAGACAGCUGUGCUUUUAUUUUAAACUGUGAAAUCAUGUGUCACAACAGAAUUGGGAGACUUUCUCUUUUUUCUAGAUUCAAAAGGUGCAGAAAGAAAUCAAAUUACACUUUUAAGUUAGUGGUGCUUAAGCAGAAGUUUUUCUAUAUUAACCAGUAUUAAAAUCUCAAGCAAGGUACUUCAAGUGCCAGGACACACAGGUAAAAUUUAAAAAUGAGUUGGCAUCCGUGUAUUAUACGCCAUGGAGUUGUAAAGUCAACACCAUUCAGCACUCACUCAGUGCCUAGAGCAGUGAGAGGGGCUAGAAAUGGACAGUCAUGGAGGCGUGGGUAAUGGAGGGCCACAGAUCUACAUCCGCCAGAGUACACUCUUCCCAAUAGAGAACACAGACAACUUAGUAGAGAUCAGGGCUUUCACUGAGCUAGUAUCUGAUCUAUGGGAUAGCUUCUUUGAUGUACCUCUUUGCCUUAAAUUGCUUUUUAGUUUUAAGAUUGCAGGAAGAGCCUUUCUUUUAGAUUAUAAUAUUUUCAAAUAUUUUAACAUAGUUACUUCUUAGAAAAACAAUAAACUACUGUCAGUAUUAAUACUGAGCCAGACUGGCAUCUACAGAUUUAAGAUCUAUUAGUGCAAGAUUUUUACCCCUGUAUUAAAAGCUAGCCAAUAUCAUGGCCUUUGGAUACACGAGAAGACAUAUUUACUAUCAUUCAUUAGACCCUCCAUCUGUCUGUCCAUCCAUCAUCAUUUGAGGGCCUAAUAUAUGCCAGGCACUGACAUGCUAGGCAAUAGGAUAUAAAAAAGAUUUUCUCUAACCUCAAUUAAGUAUUAAAAAUGUCAUUAUUAUGCUUUAGGUUCACUUUAUUUCAUUUUUAACAACUAUAAGUACAUGUCUAAAAAAUUUUAUUUUAAGCUCUAUUGUUUUUCAUGACCAUAUUUUAUUUUAAAAAUAAGUUAAAAACUAAUAGUUAUAUGCAUGUAUGUGUUACUAAUAAUUAAAAAUAUGUUUCCAAUUCCUGAACUGUCUGCCUUUUAAAUAUAAAAUGUGCUAUUUGAUUGAUUUUGAAAAAAAAAAGUUUCGAUUAGGAAGUAAAGAUUCUCACUUAAUCCUUAUGCAUCCUUCCCCCUCAGUCAUCUCUUAACACUCCCUUAACAUUCAAUAUUUUUGAACCUCAAGGGAUCUCUUCUCUGAAUAACCACAAAAACUCACACAAAAUGACUAGCUGGUAAAAGUUAUCCAUUAAUAAAAUAAAGAAUCCAGCCUUACAAACUCUAGAUUAAAAAAAAUAAAUAGAAAGUAGAAAUGAUACAAAGAAUGUUGAGCAGUGAAAAGAAACUGGCUUUUAAACUAAUAAAGACUGAGAAAAAAAAAUGGGCUAAACAGGAAAAUAAUAAUGAGUCUUCCACACACCAUAUUAGUGACCUCAUAAUUAUUCAGACCACCGUUUGAACUAAAGAUGUCUUGACCUUGGGGGUGAGGAUUCAGUUUUCCAGCAGUACCAGAACAUAUGAAUCUACAACUUGCCUAUUUCUAGGAAAUCUUUACACUUUUACAUAAUAAAUUUAUUCACAAUUCCAAUCACUAGGUAUUAUUUGUAAUAAUGAACAAUAAAUGUUUUUUCUUUGCAACCUCAUAGAAUAAUCACAUUUAAACAUUCCCAAUAUUCAGAUUCCAGAGGAAAUGCCAUGCAUUAAAAUGAUCAUGGCACUGAGAAAUCACCUUUAGCAACUUGUGUGAAAAUACACAAUUUCUGGUCAGAAGACGCCUUAUUUUAAAAAUAACUUGUACUGAUACUAACAGUAUAGUAAAUGAUAAGUAAAAAGUUACCCCUUUUCUACAUUUUUUAUAUUUAUAAUCCAUAUUCACAAAUAAUACAUUCAAACAACAGCUAUAUUUCAUUUCCAGUUACCAAAAGUCCUGGGCCACUUUUAAACACUUCAAGCAUUUCAUUUAUCUUUUAAACUAAAAUGGUGCUGAAUUAUUUCAACUUGAAUGUAAAAAUGUGUUGUCUUAGUUCACAGGAUAUAAACAUUUAAUUAAUAGGUAACUGCUUGCUACUAACUACAUAUCAUUUGAUAUUGUAAUACUUUCAAUGAAGGUUUAGUUUCUUCCAAAAUUUUCAAGAAUCCUAUUUGUAAAACACCUGUAACUUUUUUGAGAAGCUCUUAAUUUACAUGCCUGACACUGGCUUUAUAGUCUUUUUUACACUCUUACAUUCUUUCAUUGUAUGCUAUACUACGAGUGCAAAAUUAUAUAAAAAUACCUUGAAUAAAUGAUUUCAAGUAUCCAUAGU
This is a messenger RNA of Eptesicus fuscus (big brown bat), 5125 nucleotides long. RefSeq names its product lysyl oxidase (gene LOX). NCBI's taxonomy places the organism in Eukaryota, Metazoa, Chordata, Mammalia, Chiroptera, Vespertilionidae. The record is from RefSeq and is a predicted model, not a curated record. Gene Ontology annotation, biological process: peptidyl-lysine oxidation. The coding region runs from base 294 to 1547 and encodes 417 amino acids. Gene Ontology annotation, molecular function: copper ion binding; protein-lysine 6-oxidase activity. The transcript has 7 exons.